Closterium sp. Naga37s-1 is the source of this 2868-nucleotide messenger RNA. The record is from the annotation of a GenBank genome assembly. NCBI's taxonomy places the organism in Eukaryota, Viridiplantae, Streptophyta, Zygnematophyceae, Desmidiales, Closteriaceae.
AUGGCGAGACGCCUGGCACGGGGGCCAUUGAGGCGAGUCCGCCGUCCCUCUGCCCGCCAGAUGCUGUGCCCCACGCCAUCCCCCUCAGCCACGCCACCAGCGGGCCUGGAGCGCCACAAGCACGUCGUGCUCGUCGCUGCCUCGCCGCCCCACCGCCUGCCCACCCCCGUCGUCAAGCCACCCCUGCCCACCACCCCCUCUGCUGCUGCUGAUGCUGCUGGUGGCAGUGGCGGGGCCAGGGGCGUGUGGGAGGCAGCAGCGUGGUGGCUGGCGUGCGCCCCCACGGUGGCAUCGCUCUUCGCCCACCCCCAGCUCUACGUCACUCUCUCGCUCAUCGCUCCUCGAAACGUGCCUCAACUGAGGCAGCUAUAUGUCGCAGCAAAGCGCAGCCCCAGGGCAGCGGAGCCAGUGGCCGACGCAGCUCGGCAGCACCCCCAUCACGUGGCGCUCAUUGCGGAGGGCUUCCUGGAGGCACGCAGCGUGCUGCACCGCGCUCCACCGCCCAAUGAGGCCGCUCCACGUGGCGCCCAGGCGGUGGGCCCCUCUCCUGGCGGAGGAGGAGGAGGAGGAGGAGGUGGAGGAGGAGGAGGGCCCGCGGCGGGAGCUAGUGGUGUGGCAGCGGUGGCGAUGGCGGGCUCAGUAGGGCGACUGCCACAGCAACCCGGGGCGGCCAUGGUUCAGCAGGCAAAGCAGGAGCCCGUGUAUCCCACACCACCACAGCAGCCCCUUGCCCGCCCUGCUGCCCUCUCCCCCUCCCCCUCUCAACCCUUGCGUGCACACCAGCCCGCCUUGCCUGCCACAGCGGGGGGAGGCGUGCCAGUGGGGAUGGGGGGAGGGCCAGCAGGCACCAUUGCUGGUAGCGCCACCGGUGCCGCUGGGGGUGCUGGGGGUGCUGCUUGUGCGGUGGGUGUGGGCCCGGGAACAGCAGCGCCCAUGCCCUCUCUCCGCACCACGAGCCCCAGCCCCCAGUUCUUCCCCACCGGCCAGCAGCAGCAGAAGCCACCACAGGCGUUUCAGCAGCUGCUACCGCAGCAGCAGGCAGCACAGCAGCAGGCAAAGCCGACAGGGGUGGCUGUGCCGACAGGGGCGAGGCUGGGAGGAGGCAUGGCAGGGCAGCACGUGGGGGCUGCGGGGAUGGGACCAGCUGGGGGUAGCGCUGCCGCGGGGGCACUGCCUGCUGCUGCUGCUGCUGCUGCUGCUGGAGGGGCGGGGCGCAUGGCAAUGGGUGGUGGGGCUGGUGGGGUAGCAGGAGUGGCAGCAGCAGGAGCAUUGCAACAGCCUGGCGUGCCCCAACAGGCACAGCAGCAGCAGCAGCAGCCUCCUCAGAUGGUUGUUGGGCCUGGAGGCCGCAUGAUGCCACGUGCCGCACCUGUAGGCAUGGCAGCAGCAGCAGGCGGAGCAGCAGGAGCAUCUGCAGCAGGUAUGGGUGCAGCCAUACCAGCAGCUGUUCCCGGACCUCAGUUGGCCAGGCCUGGUAUACCCGUACCUGCCGGAGGCCCGGGAGGAGCAGCUGUAGGCAUGGCAGGCCGCGGAGGACCAGGUUUGGCUGCCUCUCAGCCAGGCCUUGCCCGUGGGCUGGGAGCUGGUCGGGGAACAGGCCCGGGAAUAGGUCCGGGGGUCGGCCCGGGAGUUGGCAGUGGAGCAGGUUUCAUGGGGCGAGGAGGUCCAGGCGUGGCAGCAGAGGUGGUGGGGGACUCACAGGGGGGUGCAGCAGCAGCGGGCAUGGGUGGGCGGGGGGUGGGCCUGGCACAGCAGGGCAGACCAGGGCAGGCAGCAGUGGUGGGGGUUGGGCCGGGGAUGGGGAUGGGGAUGGGGAUGGGGGGAGCAGGGGGAGCAGCAGGGGGGGCGAUAGUGGGGGGCCAGGCCGGCAUGGCGAGGCGCGUAGUAGGGGGCGUCAUGGGGGUGGGUGGUCCCAUGGCAGGGGCAGCGGGAGGAGUGGUGGGAGUUGGUGCGGGCAUGGCAGGGGCGGCAGGGGGUGGAGCCGCUGGUGGUGCUGGCGGACAGAUGGGUCAGCGGCCUCCCCUGCAGCAGCAGCAACAACAGCUGCAGCCACAGGCACAGCAGCAGCAGCAGCAGCAGCAGCAGCAGCAGUUCCAGGCACAGCAACGACCAGCACAGCCACAGUUUCAGCAGGUGCAGGCGGGUGGAGGAGCAGGAGGGGCAGGCGGGACAGGAGGAGUGGGUGGAGUGGUGGGGGGACAGGCAGGGGGCGUGCAGCGAGUGGGUGUGGGGCAGGGUGUGGCAGGGCAGCAGGCCACCACAGCAGGAAUCGCUGCCGGGACAGCAGCAGGUGGGGUAGCAGCAGGCGGGCCAUCAGGUCCCAUGGGAGGAGGAGCAGCAGCAGCAGGGCCUGGGCCUGCCAUGGCUGCUCGCCCGCUGCCUCACGCGCCUGGCGCUGCUGCCCCUGCUGCCGCUGUUGCUCCACACCCCACAUCCACUGCUCCUGCUCCUGCUGCCCCCCCUGCUGCUGCUGCUGCUGCUGCAGGAGCAGGCGGUGUGAGGCCGCCAGGACAGCCCCCACGGUACCUCAAGCUGUGGGAGGGCACACUCAUGGGCCAACGCAAGGACAAGUCUGUUGAGAUCUGCCGCAUGGAGGGCUACCACCAAGCAACAUCUCCUCCCAACCUGGCAGCAGACUGGCCGGAUACAAUGCAGAUAGUGCGGCUGGUGUCGCAGGAGUGCAUGAACAACAAGGAGCUAGCAGGCAAGGCGGAGCUGCUGGUGUUUCGGCCCAUGUCAUCACACGUGUUCCUGCAGCAGAUGGCUGAGAAGAAACUCUGCACCGUCAUUCAGCUGCCGUCACAAACCCUACUCCUCGGCACCGUACCGGACCGCUCCAGCCGCCUUGUGGGCAUGCUAUUCCCCAAG